AUGCCUGAAGAAAGUGAACUUUUACAGCAGGUUUUUUUAACAGAUGCAGAAUGUUCUGAAAUUUUCAGGAAUACACCACCAGUUCCAAACGGAUUGAAAUAUGUUCCUGGUGCAAGGAAUCAAAGCAGACAAGACAUUGUGAUGAGUCUUUUGCUGACCGACCGAAGAAAUUGUCAACCAAGAGUAUGGGUUUUCAAGAGAAAGGCAAUGCAAAGAGGAAAAUUUCCUGUUGCUGUUGCUGUAGGAAAAAACAGCAUGAUGGUGAUUUAUGAUGGGUUAUACGUGCCAUAUGAGCAGAAUUUUGUGGUGGAAACAACGUUUUAUUUUUGUCCUUCUGCGAACUGUGUAAAACACAUCCCCUCCAUGGAUCAAUUUGACACCGCCAUCUGGAAUAACAGUGGACAGCUUGGUGAUGUGCGAUGA
Molecule: messenger RNA, 423 nt
Organism: Paramuricea clavata
Lineage: Eukaryota; Metazoa; Cnidaria; Anthozoa; Malacalcyonacea; Plexauridae
Source: the annotation of a GenBank genome assembly